This is a messenger RNA of Cornus florida, 513 nucleotides long. RefSeq lists its product as uncharacterized. Bases 1 to 513 code for a protein of 170 amino acids. The record is from RefSeq and is a predicted model, not a curated record. The transcript has a single exon. NCBI's taxonomy places the organism in Eukaryota, Viridiplantae, Streptophyta, Magnoliopsida, Cornales, Cornaceae.
AUGAAGAGAAGGAUAGGCAGUGUAAACACUCUGCACCAACAGAGCGCAUCCACACAGAUAACAUUUGAUAGAAUAGAUUUGUUGCGUGUUAAGAUCCCUCAUGAGGACCCGUUAGUCGUCAGUUUGACAGUGGCUGAAUGUUUGGUACGCAAAGUUCUGAUUGAUCCUGGAAGUAGUGCGAACGUCAUGCCGAGGGACACAUUUGAUCGGCUCGAGAUCAAGCCAGACCGGCUCAAGCACACUGGGAAUCCUUUGCUAGGGUUUGAUAGAAAGCGAGCGGAGCCCAUCGGUACGGUGGAAGUAGUAGUGCAUGCUGCAGAGAGGGUUCUGAUGGAGAGCUUUGUAGUUGUUGAGAUUCAUCCCUCUUACAACCUUCUGAUGGGCAAAGGGUGGAUCCACAGAGUUCAAGGUGUUCAUUCCACUCUGCACCAAGUAAUGAGAUGCCUGGGGCCAGACAGAACCAAUGUGACAUUCAUGGGGACCAGGUUGCAGCUAAGGAAUGUUAUUCAGUAA